AAAUAGGUACGGGCCGCCAUUUGCAUUCGUUCGGCAAAGAAAAGAUUAACAAGGGCUUAAUAUUCGUUGCUCACGCGUAAACAGCUCAAGAUGAUGGGAAGAUCGAACUAUUAACAGCAAUGGCUUGGCUUUCAUCUUUGGUUCAAAUAUAUUUCUAUUGUGAGCCGAUUUUGAGUCGAAUGAAGGGAAUAAGUUUGUCGAAAUAUUGAUCGCACGUUGUCAAGUUUGUAGUCGUUCCUCCAUAAACAAACGACAUGAAGCGAUAUCAGACUAUUAAAAAUCUUGGCGACGGCACUUACGGCUCUGUCACGUUGGCAAGGAAUUGUGAAACAGGCGAAAAUGUGGCAAUAAAACGGAUGAAAAGAAAAUAUUAUUCCUGGGACGAGUGCGUUAACUUACGUGAAGUAAAGUCUUUGCGAAAACUAAAUCAUGCAAAUGUUGUAAAACUGAAAGAAGUGAUCAGAGAAAAUGACCAACUGUAUUUUGUCUUUGAAUACAUGAGAGAAAAUCUCUAUCAGAUGAUCAAAAAUAGGGAUCGGUAUUUGCCAGAGCAAACUGUGAGAAAUAUCAUGUAUCAGAUCCUACAAGGGAUAACCUUCAUGCAUAAACACGGUUAUUUUCACCGAGAUAUCAAACCUGAGAAUUUGUUAUGCAGUGGCCCGGAGCAAGUGAAGAUCGCUGAUUUUGGUUUAGCGAGAGAAAUCAGGUCAAGACCACCCUUUACUGACUACGUCUCGACAAGAUGGUAUCGAGCGCCCGAGGUUCUGUUGAGAUCAACCAACUACAGUUCUCCUAUUGACAUCUGGGCGUGUGGUUGCAUAAUGGCCGAAAUUUAUACAUUGCGACCUCUUUUUCCCGGUAACAGCGAAAUAGAUGAAAUUUAUAAAAUUUGUUCUGUGCUUGGAACUCCAUCCAAGGACGACUGGAGCGAGGGAUAUAAACUUGCUGCUGCCAUGAAUUUCAAGUUUCCAACGAUGGUGACCACGCCGCUUCGUCAAAUCAUUCCAAAUGCAAGCACGGAAGGCAUCCAACUCAUCAAAGAUAUGCUAUUGUGGAACCCACAGAAGCGACCGAACGCGGCCCAAUCCUUGCGAUAUCCUUUCUUCAUGGUCGGAGUUGAUCUUCCCCAAACCAAAGUGAACGCUCAGCGCGGCUCGGCCAAGAAACCGGACGAUAUUCGGAGAAUCAGCGAUGCUGGAAAACCAGUUAAACCUCUCACGAAAAACCUAGUGGUUUCUUCGACGAUUAUGAUUUUGACGGGCACGCUAAAGAGAAUCGGAAUUCACAAGAACCCGCGGCAAGGUCGAUAUGAAUUCAGAGAAAAUUCGAGUGUUUUUGGAGGAGAAAGACGGAAGUGGAAGGGGCCUGCCGCCGCAAAAAGAUCCAGUCAAGAUGAUGAUCUUGAGAACCUCAUGAACGAGAUUGAGAGUUCAACUUAUAAUAACAGCAAACCUGGAGCAAAGGUUCCACCCACGAAACGACGUGAGACGCGAGACACUUUCGAAAACAAUCUUGGGCCGUUGAAAGACGGUGAUUCAAAUCGUCGCAAUCCUCCAAGCGCCAAGGAACAUUAUAUGAAACAAGCGAGAUACUUCCCAGGGCAGAGUCCUGCAGCGGCUAACAAAAUGCCUGCGAGUAAAAAAUCGUCGGUCGGCAUGGGUUUAAACGCUUCCUACCUUCCCUCGUUCCAUAAUGGACAGUCCAGACUAGGAGGAGGUUAUGGUAUUGGUGGAACCGGUAGCUCCGUUGGUGUUGGAGGGUACUGGAAACCUACAUUAUCACGACAGCCAAGUGGUCCAGUGUAUCAACCGCCAGGGGCUGCUAAACCUGGCAAGGUUGGGGGAGCUGUUCACGGCCGAACGGACUGGAGCCUAAAGUACGGUGGUGGAAGAUAAGAUUCGACCUGUAAUAAAAUUUUAACACACAUUUCAAGUGACAUUCUCAGAAUUCGCCACACUUGCAAACUUCGAGAAACUCUGUUCAACAAAAGAGUCAGCGUUUAACUCGUCUCGGGUCGUAUAGCAGACAGAAUAUAUUUAAAUCCUAUUUAUUUCAGAGUCGAAAUGGACGCGCGUGAUGUACAUAAUAAAGGCUAAACUAGAACUGCACAUGUAAAUAUAUUGUUAUAUAAAACGCCAAGCGUUCAUUCA
This is a messenger RNA of Dendronephthya gigantea, 2150 nucleotides long. RefSeq names its product serine/threonine-protein kinase dyf-5-like. Gene Ontology annotation, cellular component: nucleus; cytoplasm; cilium. Lineage: Eukaryota; Metazoa; Cnidaria; Anthozoa; Malacalcyonacea; Nephtheidae. The record is from RefSeq and is a predicted model, not a curated record. Gene Ontology annotation, biological process: intraciliary transport; cilium assembly; intracellular signal transduction. Gene Ontology annotation, molecular function: ATP binding; protein serine/threonine kinase activity.